Messenger RNA from Aspergillus heteromorphus CBS 117.55, 2412 nucleotides. Its product is annotated as PLP-dependent transferase. Gene Ontology annotation, molecular function: molybdenum cofactor sulfurtransferase activity. Lineage: Eukaryota; Fungi; Ascomycota; Eurotiomycetes; Eurotiales; Aspergillaceae. Gene Ontology annotation, biological process: molybdopterin cofactor metabolic process. The record is from RefSeq and is a predicted model, not a curated record. The coding region runs from base 25 to 2310 and encodes 761 amino acids. The transcript has a single exon.
GCACUUCAAGGAUUCAUGCAGGAAAUGUCGAACAAUCUCCUGGGGAAUCCACAUUCCGAGUCCCGGUCAUCUCGGCUUUCCACGGCGAAGGUGGAUGAUAUCCGGAAGCGUACGCUCGAGUUCUUCCAUGCAGAUCCGAGACACUUUGAUCUGGUGUUUGUGAUGAAUGCCACUGCCGCUGUGAAGCUGGUUGUUGAAGCUUUGAAACAUUUCCCUGUGCCCAAGACCAGGGGUCAUGAUGGAGAAUUCAUAGGGCCCCGAUUGUGGUUUGGACAUCACAUCGAAUCUCACACCAGCAUCGUCGGAGUCAGAGAGCUGGCCGAUGCGGGACAGCACUGUUUCGAGUCUGAUGCCGAGGUGGAGUCAUGGAUCAGACCGGCACCAUGCAAGGAGGAAAGCGAUCGAUGCCCUGGGCAAGUGUCCAAGACCUUUCAGGUCGGGCUAUUCGCAUACCCGGGACAGUCCAACAUGACGGGACGUCGACUGCCGCUGAACUGGCCAGGGCGUCUACGUCAAUCCGAAUAUGCAGCCCAUCAGAAGAUCUUCACAUUGUUAGAUGCGGCCGCGCUGGCCUCCACCGCCCCACUGGAUCUGAGUGAUCGGGACGCGGCCCCUGACUUCACAGCUGUUAGCUUUUACAAGAUCUUUGGCUUUCCUGACCUAGGAGGCCUCAUAGUGAGGAGAGAAUCGGCGCACAUUCUCACGCAACGACCCUACUUUGGCGGGGGCACCGUGGAAAUGGUGGUCUGCUCCGAUCAGCCGUGGCAUUCAAGGAAGAUCGAUCGGUUGCACGAAAGUCUGGAAGACGGUACCAUUCCUUUCCACAGCAUCAUUGGUCUUGGCUGUGCACUGGAUAGCCAUCGGCAGCUGUAUGGCUCCCAAGAGCAGGUCUCGCGCCAUACGACUGGUCUUACCGCCAUGCUCUAUCACCAGCUCUCAGCCUUGAAGCACCCCAACGGCACUAGGGUGUGCAUGAUCUACCAGGAUCCAGCAGCGCAAUACGGGAACUCCAAGACACAGGGACCCAUAAUCGCCUUCAAUAUCCAGUCGGAUGAUGGCCGCUGGCUUCGGCUGUCCGUGCUCGAAAAUGCAGCUAAUGAACACCACAUUCAUUUGAGGACUGGCGAUCUCUGCAACCCCGGGGGCCUCACAAAGGCAUUAGGUCUAGAGCCGUGGGAAUGCAUCCGCAACUAUACUGCAGGGGUGCGAUGUGGAUGUCGAAAUAUCCUUGUCGGGUCAAAGCCAUCGGGAGUUGCUCGGGUAAGCCUGGGAGCCAUGAGCACCCCUCAAGAUGUGCAGAGAUUUGUGGCCUUUAUCCACCAACAGUAUGGGUCCGGGAAAUGGAUAAACCACCCCCUGACGCCUCCCAUCCAAUCCGCACCCCUGGAGCUGCGCAUACACAGCGUCAUUGUCUACCCGAUUCGAGGCUGCUGUGCGUACUGGGUCCCGGAUGAUGAACCGUGGAAUGCCACCCCGACGGGCUUGCAGUGGGAUCGACAAUGGUGUUUGAUCCACCUCCAGACCGGGGAGAUUCUGAAGCAAAAACAGGUCCCUCGCCUGAUGCUAGUCCAUCCCGAGAUCGAUUCCCGCAGACAGGUGUUAAGAGUCACCCUUCAUCGAUCCCUGAUGAGGUCUUCAAUUUUGGCGCAAUGUGUUGAGGUGCCCUUGUAUGAGCCCGAAGAAAAGAUCAUUUCGCCCAUUGGCAGAAACAGAGAGAAUAGCAUUCGUGAAGUGUGGGAUGAUUCCAGGUGCUCCACGGCCCAGGUACUGCUAUCACAGUCGCCCGAGAUAGCAAGCUUCUUUACUGCCGCACUCGGGAUUUCGUGCACGCUGGCCAAGUUCAUCCAGCCACUAAGCCUGCCAGAGCCACCAGAGGGUCUUUCCGAACAGAUGCGACAAGUAACUGUAUGUCGUGGAGUGGAAAGCCCGGGCAGUGGCUCAGAUGUGGACAGUCGUGGUGGCAUUGCACCGUCCGGGCCCGCCUCAUUGAUAUCUGGUCGACAUCGCCCGCGACCGAUCGCCCUGGCCGAGACCCUUAGAGUCAAUGUUGCUCUCACGUCAAAGGACUGGGUGGGCGAUCAGAAGUGGCACUUUCUUCGCAUGGGCGCAACGCUUUUUGAGGACGGUUGCCAUCUUGCUCGCAUGAAGUCGAUGGAAAUCACUGCAGAAAUGCAAACCCCGGAAACAUUUGCAACCACCAGCCCAGUGGUAAAGCUUGGAUGGACUAACAGUGGGAAAGGUAUGGCGGCUGACCCGGGGGAAGAUUCAGGUUGUGAGGUUAUCCGUACUGGUCAAGUUGUUCAUGCGUGAGCUGUGCUGGGAACCAUCGUAAUGGAAUAGAUCAGACUUGGUGGUAGGAGUCAUUUGAUAAGCUCUCGAGUACCACGGCACUUCGCGUUGAUUUCAUGGAGC